Molecule: messenger RNA, 2628 nt
Organism: Hydra vulgaris (swiftwater hydra)
Lineage: Eukaryota; Metazoa; Cnidaria; Hydrozoa; Anthoathecata; Hydridae
Product: SWI/SNF-related matrix-associated actin-dependent regulator of chromatin subfamily A containing DEAD/H box 1
Cellular component (GO): nucleus
Molecular function (GO): DNA binding; chromatin binding; ATP binding
Source: RefSeq, a predicted model, not a curated record
UUGUUGUUAAAAUCAUAUUUCUAUCAAGAAGUCAUAUUUAACUGAUAAAAAAAAACACUUAGUUUGCAAGAACAAUAAAGUAGUUGUAAUGAACUUAUCAUUCGACUGUUUUGCUUAUAAAAAGAAACCAUCAGUACUUUCCAAUAGUGGCGUCCAUAGUUUUGGUAAUUUUAAUGACAAUGAUGAGGAAAAGAUUUUAGAAAAGUCAGACCAAAAAAAGAGAAAAUGCAUUAUAGAAAGUGAAAGUGAUGAAGAAGAGAAAAAGCAAUAUAAGCGAAAUAGAGUAGUUCUUUCUGAUAGUGAUGGUGAUAAAGAUGAUCCAACAGAUCUCUGUAAAGUCCAGUCUCCUUUUAAACAUAAAGAUAGUUUUGAGGAAGAUAUUAGCCACGAUGAAAGUGAUUUGGACUGCAGUACAAAUAAUGAUAUAAUAAGAAAGCAGAUGUUAUUUGAUUUUAUAACUACAUGUACACUAGAAGAUCUUGUUCUUAUUCCUGGAUUUUCUUUAAAAAAAGCUGAAAAAGUUAAAGGGUUGCUUCCUUUUCAUGACUAUAAUAACAUGGUUGAAAAACUUAAUGAGUUAAGAGGUUUUUCCAUAAACACGUUUUUAAGCGAAUGUAGUAAUCUUUUGGAUGAACAAAAAAAAUUUCAAUCACUAAUUGCACAAUGUGAAGCAAUGAGCAGACAAACUGAAUCUGAGGUGUUCUUACAUUGCAACGAUGUCACAAAGUUACCAAUUCAAAAGCCUUCCUUAGUCAAUGAAAAAGUCUCAUUGAAAAGCUAUCAGUUAGUAGGAUUAAAUUGGUUGGUAAUGCUGCAUAGGAAUAACUUAAAUGGAAUUCUUGCUGAUCAGAUGGGAUUAGGGAAGACAGUUCAAACUUUAGCUUUUAUAGGAUAUUUAUUGGAAACUGGUCAUAAAGGAACUACUUUGAUUGUAUGUCCAUGCUCUACAAUGGAUAAUUGGGUUCGUGAAUUCGAAAAAUGGCUGCCUAAUGUAUCGUUCACUCAAUAUACUGGUUCCCAGAGUGAAAGAGCGCUAAUACGACAACAUAUAAAAAGUGAUACUCAAGAAAGUUCUGUCAUUAUAUCAACCAUCAAUCAUGUACUGGGUACCAAGUAUGAUAGAAAUUUUUUCAGGAGUAUAAAUUUACAAUAUUUAAUUCUUGAUGAAGCUCAUAUGAUAAAAAAUGUGAAAACAGAGCGUUUUAAACACUUAAGCAAGCUAAAGGCUCCUCGAAAGAUUUUGCUGACUGGUACACCUUUUCAAAAUGAUGUUAUUGAGCUGAUCUCUUUGCUGACGUUUUUAAUGCCAAACCUUUUUGAAGAAUUUUCAAGCAGUUUUUACAAAGAAAGAUUAAAGUUUCUGUUUGCUUCUUGUUACAAAACUGGUGACAAUAUUGAAGAUGACCAUAUUGGAAGACUGAAAAAAAUUUUAAAACCUUUUGUUUUGCGCCGACUUAAACAAGAUGUUUUAAAAGAAAUGCCAAACAAAAUUGAUAGUACAGUUGUUUGUGAGUUAACAGCUAGUCAAAAACAAAUUUAUUUAUCUUUUGCAAAACGCUUUUCUGACAAUACAGCUGAUCAAAAAAUGGGUUUAUCUCUUUUAAUGUUGUUGCGUAAAACAACAAACCACCCGCUGCUUGUAAGAGUCAAGUAUAGUGAUUCAAGUAUUUUAAAGAUGGCAGAAGAUUAUGUUUCUAGUCCUAUGAACAAUGAAUGCGAUAAGGAUUUAGUUUACGAAGACAUGUCAGUUAUGUCUGACUUUGAGCUGCAUAAACUUUGCAGCACGCAAUCUAUCUUAAAAAAAUACAAAUUAUGUGAUGAUGACAUACUAGAUAGUGGAAAAAUUAAACAACUGGACAAGCUUUUGCCAGAACUUAAAGAAAAAAAUGAUCGUGUAUUAUUAUUCAGUCAAUUUGUAAUUGUUCUUGACAUUCUUGAAGAAUAUUUAAAGAUACGUAAGAUCAAAUAUUUGCGACUAGAUGGUAGCACUAAAGGAAAUGAAAGACAAGAACUAAUAGACAAGUUUAAUCACAACGAAGAAAUAUUUAUAUUUUUACUCUCUACACGAGCUGGUGGACUAGGAAUUAAUUUAACUACAGCUAACACUGUUGUGCUCCACGAUAUUGAUUUUAAUCCUUACAACGAUAAACAAGCUGAAGAUAGGUGUCAUCGGCUUGGUCAAACUAGGCAAGUAACUGUGUAUAAGUUUAUUGGCAAAGACACUGUCGAAGAAAAUAUUUUGACCUGUGGUGAAAGAAAACUACAGCUUGAAAAAGAGUUGGUCGGAAAUACAGAAAUUGAUUUAGAAAGAGAUUUAUCGGACGAUGCAUUUAACAUCUUACGCGAUAAUAUUAAAAAAAUCGAAGCUCUGCAAAGAAAUGCUGAGUCUUAACUCUAGCUUUUUGACUCAUCAAGUUUAGCUUUUUGGUUUAUCAAGUUUAGGCGAGGCAAAUUAAUUUGCAAUAAACCAUCGGUUUUGAGCUUUACUAUUCAGAUUUAUAUGUACUUAAGCAUCUAAUACAUCUACGUAGAUAAAACUUAAUGGAACCCAUAUCAGAUUUUGACAAAGCAUAAUAAGAAACUGAGUUUGUUCUUUUUUUAAAAAAAAGUUAAAAAAAAAGUUAAAAA